UGUUCGAGCUGUAUAGAAGGCUCAAUAUUAGAGCGAAUAGUGAUACCAUUACCGUUCAAAAAAUGCUAUCUCGACUUCUACGAUACAUAUCCGUCCCUCCCCUUCUCAACACUGGCUCCGUUGCCCGUGACCUCCUGGCAUCAGAACGGACGUUUCUUGCUUGGGCACGCACUGGUCUCGGGUUCAUUGCACUGGGUGUCGCGCUUGAAAAGGUCGAAGCAUUCGCAGCUCUGUCGCCUACCCUGCUCCAUUUGUCCGACUCGAGGACGAAAUUUGCGGCGGGUGUCCUCGUCGGUAGCGGCAGCCUCUGUGUCGCACACGGCACAUAUAGAUACUUCAGUACGUUGAAGUUGAUUCAGGAGGGCAAAUUCAGACCGAACACCGGCGGAAUCAGCCUCAUGGCCAUGACGUGUAUUGGCAUUGCACUGGCAGGGAGCAUCUUGGUCGUCCAGAACGAAGCCGAACACACGAAGGAGAAGGACAAGGAGAAGGAGAAGGUGAGGAAGAAGAUAUGAUAUGAAUACCUGUGCGACAAAGAAGCCGGUAUGGAUAGGAGAUUACCAGGCCCUGGGUGGGACUACGGGAUCUUCGCCCGUGGCUUCAAUCUUUCCAUGAGACCAUCGACCCUCUCCUUAUCCCAUCCUUCAUUCUUCCGCCUUUUCCAAUCAGGCUCUUGACGGGCAAGCUGUGCCAGAUCCAGUGCGGUGACACCUGUACAAUCCGCCCUUAUGUCUGUCACUGCUCCUCGAUCCAGCAGUAAUUCGACGGCGUCCCAGCAUCCUCCCUCGGCCGCCCAGUGCAGAGGCGUCAUCCCGUCGUCGUUCUGACUGUCGAUGUCGGCUCCAGCAGCAAGGAGGGUUUUAAUCUGCUCCACUCGGCCGCUGGACGCUGCUGAAUGAAUAGGUCGGCUCCCGUUCAAGAGCCGCAGGUUGAUGUCGCCAUUGUACUCUUCAAGGAGGAGUUUCAAAACAUCUGCGUUGCUGCACGCAGCAGACUUGUGGAGAGCGCUAAAUCCCUCGCUGUCCUGCCCAUUUGGGUCUGCGCCAGCAUUGAUUAAGAGACGAAUCAUCUCUUCGUUGCCGUGUUGGGCCGCAAGAACAAUCGGAAGAGUCGGUUUGCCGCGGCUGAUGAAUGUCCCUUGUUGAUUUGCAUCGGCCCCCCGAGACAGCAACUCCCUCACGAGCUCCACCAACCCCUCCUUCGCUGCAUAUAGCAGCGGUGUCCCCGUUGUUGGAGGGCUCUGAGGCGCAACCAGCGCACCGCGGUCAAUGAGUAAACGAGCAAGCGCCUCAUUCCGUUCUUUGAUUGCACAGGAUAGUGGUGUUUCCUCAAGUGCUGGCGGUGGCGAGUCCCAGUACCAAUUUAGCUCCCAAUCAGAUGGAUUGUAAAAUUCAGAGCAUUUUGCAUCAUGGGCAAUUGGCGGAUUGACGUCGGCGCCGGCUUUCAGCAGGAGCUUGGCAAUUUGCCAGCGAUGACACCGGAUAGCCUCAGUCAACGGACUGGUCUCUGUACAUUUGUCGUAGGGACCUGGCUUGUGGCCAGUUUCGAGCAAAUAUUGUACGAUAGGGCUGGAUCCCCCGAUGGUAGCGGCUCGAAGCAUCGACACAGCGUCUUCUGGUCUUCGUAGGGCUGGGUCAGCACCAAGCUCCACCAGUAGUCGAAAAUUAUCGAUGCUGCCUGUUCUCACAGCCUUGUAAAGUGCCUGGUGUGUAUCGGCGCCGUUCGACACCAAGAACUCAAUUAGAUCUCGGCGUCCUUGAUCCACGGCCUUAUGCAACGGCAUCGAAGAGUCCUCGUUCACAUCAGCUCCUGCGUCAAGUAGCCUCUGUGCGAUCUCAAGACUCCCACCUUCUACUGCGGACGUAAGAGCACUGGAUGGAUCAGCUCCGUUCUGCAGUAGCAAUUCAACGAAAUCCCGGCGUCUGCUUUCGGCGGCCGUCUUCAGUGGUCUCGACGACUCCUUCUCAUUCACACCAGCUCCUGCGUCAAGUAGCAUCUGUACGAUCUCAAGGCUUCCGCCGUGUACUGCGGAUGUAAGAGCAUUGGAUGGAUCAGCUCCUUCUGACAGUAACGUCCGAACGGUGGAGAUGUGACCGCCGAUUGCCGCCCCUUGAAUAGCCUCUGGGAAAUCGAAAUCAUACUCAUACACACAGUCUUGUUGAUCGGUGAGGCGUGCUCCAUCUCUCAGUGACUGUACAACGGUAGCUGUGUCCCCUGCUCUCGCAGCCAUCUUGAGUUGUCU
This is a messenger RNA of Exophiala xenobiotica, 2242 nucleotides long. RefSeq lists its product as uncharacterized. The coding region runs from base 63 to 515 and encodes 150 amino acids. NCBI's taxonomy places the organism in Eukaryota, Fungi, Ascomycota, Eurotiomycetes, Chaetothyriales, Herpotrichiellaceae. The record is from RefSeq and is a predicted model, not a curated record. The transcript has a single exon.